Messenger RNA from Mangifera indica (mango), 621 nucleotides. RefSeq lists its product as uncharacterized. Gene Ontology annotation, cellular component: chloroplast thylakoid membrane. The record is from RefSeq and is a predicted model, not a curated record. Lineage: Eukaryota; Viridiplantae; Streptophyta; Magnoliopsida; Sapindales; Anacardiaceae. The coding region runs from base 16 to 462 and encodes 148 amino acids. The transcript has 3 exons.
UCAGUCUCAAACUUGAUGAGCAUUUUUAAGCGUCUUCCUCGAGUGAAAAUCAGAACUAGCAUUUCCGAAAUGGCAUCGAUGGCGCCUCUGCAGAGUGUUUGUGCUACAAAGACAAGGAAGCUUUUGGCCGGUGCAAGUACGGGCUUUUCUAUUCUACCAACUCCAACUGGUAGGGCAGUGUUGAAGAAUAGAAAACGAUCCUUAACGGUGGUUGCAGCCGUCGGAGACGUCUCAGCCGAUGGCACCACUUACUUAUUCAUCGGUGCGGCCACUGUUGCCCUGCUUGGAACUGCUUUUCCAGUCCUCUUCUCCCGCAGGGACACCUGCCCUGAAUGCGACGGAGCAGGUUUUGUUCGGAAAUCAGGAGUGACCCUGAGGGCAAAUGCAGCUCGAAAGGAUGAAGCUCAGAUUGUCUGUGCUCGCUGCAAUGGCCUUGGAAAGCUCAAUCAAAUCGAUAAAUGAAGUUAUUUUGUUCUGUAAUUUUAAUCCUUAGCCUUGCUGUAAUUUCAGUACCGGGAAGUCCUGACAUUGUUAUACUGUAACUGCAACCUCAAAUUUUCCUGCGUUUAUCACCAUGACAAUAUAUUUCUUGUUCUUAAAUAUAAAUUUACAUUUGUAAUA